AUGAUUCGGCAAUUAUUAACGAAUAAUACUGCAAUAUUACAUUUUAUUCGACAUCGUGCUCUACUCAUGUGUACUUUAUCAGAAUUAAAAAUUGAAGAAGAUUAUUGGAAACAUGGUGCCGAUGUAGCAAUGCCUACUGUCAGAUGGUUAUCUCAAACAUCUAAAGAUAUAACGAAACGAAAUUUCAUUAAUUGGGAUUAUCCUCGAACGGAACACAACAUAAGGCAUCGACAAAGACUGAUUGAUAAUAAAUUACAACAAGCAGAAACUAAUUUGAAGGUUCAUUUACAACAAAGUCCUCCUUGUGCAUAUUCUCGUCAAGAGAGAUUUAGAAAAAUGCCUGAAUUAUUUUGA
Messenger RNA from Rotaria sordida, 354 nucleotides. The record is from the annotation of a GenBank genome assembly. NCBI's taxonomy places the organism in Eukaryota, Metazoa, Rotifera, Eurotatoria, Philodinida, Philodinidae.